AUGACCGAUAACUGGGGAUCUGAAAACGUCAUCAUCGACGCCGCUCCGGCUACCGAGGCACCAGAGGUAAUUUUUUUUGUGCUUUUGCAAAAACUGUAACGUGUUUUUUCAGGUUGCUCUCUUCGGAAAGUGGUCGCUCCAGAGCGUCAAUGUGUCCGACAUCUCCCUUGUCGACUACAUUCCAGUCAAGGAGAAGUCCGCCAAGUACCUGCCGCACUCGGCUGGACGCUUCCAAGUCCGCCGUUUCCGCAAGGCCGCUUGCCCGAUCGUCGAGCGUCUUGCCAGCUCCUUGAUGAUGCACGGACGCAACAACGGAAAGAAGCUGAUGACCGUCAGAAUCGUCAAGCACGCUUUCGAGAUCAUCUACUUGCUCACCGGAGAGGUUAUAUUACACUUUCAUAUAAACAAGACUUUAUUUUGUAUUUUUUUUCAGAACCCAGUGCAAGUUUUGGUCAACGCCGUUAUCAACUCGGGACCACGUGAAGACUCGACCCGUAUCGGUCGUGCUGGAACUGUCCGCAGACAGGCUGUUGACGUUGCUCCACUCAGAAGAGUUAACCAGGUAUGUUUAGUAAGCCGUUUCAUCGAAAAAAUAUCAGUUUUUCAGGCUAUCUGGCUUCUGUGCACCGGAGCUCGCGAGUCCGCCUUCAGAAACGUCAAGACCAUCGCCGAGUGCCUGGCUGAUGAGCUCAUCAACGCCGCCAAGGGAUCGUCCAACAGCUACGCCAUCAAGAAGAAGGACGAGCUCGAGCGUGUUGCCAAGUCCAACCGAUAA
Messenger RNA from Caenorhabditis sp. 36 PRJEB53466, 775 nucleotides. NCBI's taxonomy places the organism in Eukaryota, Metazoa, Nematoda, Chromadorea, Rhabditida, Rhabditidae. The record is from the annotation of a GenBank genome assembly.